Messenger RNA from Malaya genurostris, 1329 nucleotides. RefSeq names its product RPII140-upstream gene protein (gene 140up). Bases 144 to 1022 code for a protein of 292 amino acids. NCBI's taxonomy places the organism in Eukaryota, Metazoa, Arthropoda, Insecta, Diptera, Culicidae. The record is from RefSeq and is a predicted model, not a curated record. The transcript is spliced from 4 exons. Gene Ontology annotation, cellular component: mitochondrion.
GAGCCUUUUCUCACACGUGAAAAACAGCUGUUCUCCAUUCAAUCUCGGACUAAAAUAUGAACAUAGUAAUUGUCAAAUUCUGCGUGAGUCAAGUGAUUACGAAACUGAUUCAACAUAGUGCAUGUUUUUAUUGAAGUGCUAAAAUGUUCAAACGAAUCAAAUUCGUCCUUCCUGGAGGAAUGUUGACUGUCGGAAUAUUUCCAUUCAAGCUUGAUGGUCCUGACUCAGUGGAACAUGAACCACUACAAAAGAUGUAUGAAAAUGCACCCGGGGAUCAUCUCACAGGGAAAGAGAGGAUUUACCAAAUGCUAACACUUGAUGAAUUCGGACGAGUUUCGAGGGAAGCGAAUUCAAUAUACCAAGCAGGAUUUCUUGGGUUUCUAGUAGGAGCAUGUUAUGGAGGAUUCGUACAAUCCCGUAUAGCAUAUAUGGAUUUUAUGGAGAGAAACCAGGCCACCGCUUUUCAAUCUAGUUUUGAUGCGAAAAGAAAACUUCAAGAUCAGGUGACAGUAAAUUUUGCUAAAGGAGCUUUCAAAUGGGGAUGGCGGCUUGCUUUGUUCACUACUAGUUACAUAGGCAUUCAAACAGUCAUUUCGGUGUACCGUGGGAAAUCUUCUAUUUAUGAAUAUCUAAUCGCUGGUGGAACGGCAGGCGCUUUGUACAAAUUUAAAAUGGGUCUUAAAGGAAUGACUAGUGGAGGUAUCGUAGGCCUUACGUUCGGUGGAGUUGCUGGAGUUCUCUCGUUGGCAAUUCUCAAAGCCACCGGCACCACAAUGGAAGAGGUUCGCUUCUGGCAGUACAAAUGGAGAGCAAAUCGCGACAACAUGAUUAAUGAAAGUAUGAAAGCACAAAGUCCAGAGCAGGAUCCGUUGCUGCUAAAUCAUCAUGCAAAAUACGGAGAGUCAAAUAUUUCGUUGAAUCAGUUAGAGGUACCCCCAAUGACACAAGUUAACGAAUCGAACGCGAAAGACAAAAACAAACCUGCGCUUGUGCCAACAGAUGAAACAGCCAAAAUAAAAUAGAUUAAUUCAAAAGGCUGUGAUAUAUACUAAUCUUUAUUUUAUGCUGAACAGAGUCUAAUGCAGUAGUUUUUUGUCAUGUAUUAAAUUCCUAGUAACUGCCUAGGAUUUUUAGCGUUUCGACUGGGUGCCUAGCAGUUUCUCUCUAGCUUGUAAUUGUUCAUGCCUCAAACGAAGUUGCAGCAACCAGGAAGCACCACUUCUAUCAUCAGUAGAGUUUUGUUUUCCUAAGGGUAGUAAACAAUAUUCAAUUGCCGUUUGUGAUGCGAGCUAAGGUAAUAUGUUAUAAAAUGGUUUCAUGAACGAACAA